GACGGUCACAGGUGAAGUGGGAUAGUGGGACGUAUGUGAAAAGUGCAGGAAACAAGAGCAAACUUGGGUUGUCGUUAGAGCAAUGCGGAGGAGAGGCAUCGUGCCUUGGGAUAUAAGCACGGAAUUUCCAUCUUUCUUCCGCUGAAAUGCAGUGCAUGUCUGUAAGGGAAAUAACAAAAAAGCAGGAACAGAACAGAAACGGGGAGUAAGAUGUGGAUGAAUUGACACUAUUGCAUCUAUACCCAUAUUAUUCACUUAAGACAACUUGCUUUUGAAAAUGGCCGUUCGCAGCAACUCUAUAAUGCCAUUCUCCAUCCAAGCCAUUCUGAACAAAAAAGAAGAUAGUCGUCAUGGCUUGACAGAAUUGGACAUGUGCUUCUCAAAGAAUGCUUGUUGGAAAAUAUUCGGGGAAAUGGAUAAUGGGCCAGAGGAUUUAGCCAACGCGUGUAGAAGUGACAAGGGGACUUGCGUGCCCAGCGACCAUAAAAGUUAUGACUCGGAUUCGGGUCUCAGCGACGACAAUCACAGCAAUACCAUUGCCAUUUCCAAGCCAGAGAAAGACAGGGACCGAGCUACGGACGUACUGGAGGAGAGUUUGCAAGAAGAAACGGACCACGAGUCCACUGCCGUCGAAAACGCAAAGGGAAUCAGUGACUGUGAGCCUAGUGUUUCGGAUUCCAACAACCUAGACGAGGCCAGUUGUGAUAAAAGUACGGAUCAACCUAAACAGAGGAAGAAGCGCUCCCGAGCUGCCUUCUCUCACGCUCAAGUGUUCGAACUAGAACGGCGGUUCAAUCACCAGAGAUACCUAUCCGGGCCAGAGAGAGCAGACCUGGCUGCCUCUUUGAAGCUGACAGAGACUCAAGUCAAAAUAUGGUUCCAAAACCGCAGAUAUAAAACGAAACGUCGUCAAAUGGCUGCAGAUUUGCUGGCAUCGGCCCCUGCAGCCAAGAAAGUGGCUGUGAAAGUUUUAGUCCGUGACGACCAGAGACAGUACAGUCCCGGGGAACUACUGCGGCCUCCUCUUCUGUCCCUCCAGCCGUCAUAUUACUAUCCCUACGCGUAUUGCCUUCCUGCAUGGACACUCUCCGCUUGUGCUGGGAAUCAAUAAAUUGAAUUAUCAUAUGUAUUUAUUCUUACCUGGAAAGCGAGGUAUUUAGCCUACUUUCGAGGAAAAAAGACGGGCCUAAUGAACUCAAAGGCCUUACUGCUCAACGUCUCAAAUUGAACACUGCCUCGUGGGGUUCGUGUCUAGACUGUAAAUGUCACCUUUGAUGGAGUAGCGAUGACACAUAGGCCAUUGUUGCAGUGUUUCCUCUCAGAGCAGGCCCCAUAUGUCUGCGUUGGACAAACCAAAGCUUCAGUGACACUUCGAAAACCUUUGUUAUGUCUAUUGUUUUAUUUGUUUUGCUGCGAUUGUAGGGAAACGGUAAGAUUUUCAGCACUUUUCAAAAACUAGAGAUGUUGUGUGGGCAUGCAGGCUAUAUUUGACAAUGUUGUUGUUGAUUUGUUUGACUUAUGACCUGUAACUGUGGCAGGAGAGUAUAGCUAACCAUGGAACUAUUGUUAACUAUUGUUAGGAAAGUACUUAUUUUUUAAUUGUUGUUCUAACAAGACUGUUUAUGUAGAUCGAAUUCAAGCAUUAAAACAUAUCAGGCAUAG
This is a messenger RNA of Osmerus eperlanus (European smelt), 1662 nucleotides long. RefSeq names its product NK3 homeobox 2 (gene nkx3-2). Gene Ontology annotation, cellular component: nucleus. The coding region runs from base 278 to 1111 and encodes 277 amino acids. Gene Ontology annotation, biological process: cell differentiation; regulation of transcription by RNA polymerase II. Gene Ontology annotation, molecular function: DNA-binding transcription factor activity, RNA polymerase II-specific; RNA polymerase II cis-regulatory region sequence-specific DNA binding. NCBI's taxonomy places the organism in Eukaryota, Metazoa, Chordata, Actinopteri, Osmeriformes, Osmeridae. The transcript is spliced from 2 exons. The record is from RefSeq and is a predicted model, not a curated record.